GUAAUUUUCGUGCAAGCACGCUAAAGUUCAUUAACACCUUAAUGCCUGCCAUCUGCAAAACUACACUUCCCAGGAGGCAGAAGAGUCGGGCGCAUGCGCGUCUCCUGCCUCCAGCAUGGCCACGGUGUUGUCACGGGCGCUGAAGCUGCCAGGUAAGAAGAGCCCAGACCUUGGGGAAUAUGACCCUCUCACUCAGGCUGACAGUGAUGAGAGUGAAGAUGACUUGGUCCUCAAUUUGCAGAAGAAUGGUGGAGUUAAAAAUGGGAAAAGUCCCGUAGGGGAAAUCCAGGAUGUGGAUUCUGAUGUGGAAACUGGUACAGCCAAGCAGCAUCUCUCAGAGGGUAUCACAGAAGAGUACCCAAGUGAAAUGAACAAUGGUUUGGAGCAGAAGACAUCCAGUUCCUUAAUGCCUUAUUUGCGCACAGCCAUCUUUUUACUCACUGUAGUUAUCUCCAUGAUCCUUGUGCUGGUGUGUGCUUUCCUCAUUCCUUGUCCACCAAGAGACUUGCAUAAUACUUGGAUUCACAAUCUAGGUCAAGUAGCAGAUGGAGUUCUGUUUCCACCAGAACUUUUUGAUGUAAAUAAUGAUGGUCUCCCUGAUGUCUUACUCUCCUUCACAGCUUUGAAAAAUGCUAGUGUAUUGGGUGUCUCCACACCAUGGGUAACAAUAAUAGCACUUUCGGGUAUGAACGGCAGCAUCUUAUGGUCCAGCCAUGUUAAAGAAGGGAUUCUGGGUGUGCAGUGUAAGAAUUUGGACUCUGCAUUUUCUGCACAGCCUGUCUGUCUUGUUACUGGGACCUCUGCAUUCCUCAGUCUUCUGAGUGCCCCAUCAGGGAAGCCAGUUUGGACCUUUGAUACCUCCCACUUUUCUAAUGGAAUCUUGGCUGCUCCAGCUGUUAUUAUACCUGAUGUGGAUGGAGAUCGCAUCAGCGAUUUGAUGGUCUUGACUCUUGGAAAAACACAGCCAGAAUUAAGCUUUAUCCUGAUAUCGACUAAAACUGGAAACCCAGUGGGAGGACCUGUGAAGUACAGUAUCAAUAGAAGUGGAAAACUGAUUAAUCCACAGACUUAUAUCACCUGCCAUGGAGCAGUCUACAUCCUGUUUGGCUUUGGUAAAAUGUCCAGUUGCUUUCUUAUUCUUAUUUCUUUUACUCAUUAUUUCUUUUUCCUCUCUGCAUCUUGCAGUGAUGGCGUUGUGUUUCUACAGGCAGUGAAAUCUCCUGACAGCAAUUGCAGUGACCUUUUGAUCACCACUGAACAUGGUUUGACUUUACUGCGAGGUCAAGAUUUAGAACAGCGUUGGACUCUAGAGCAGCCAGAUAUUGACAGCCAGCCUUGCCCGGGAUACUUCAAUGAUGAUCAAACUGUGGACUUCAUGCUUCAGGCCCAGCAUGGAAAUGUCUCUAGAAAGAUUCUGGUUGUGGAUGGUAAAUCAGGAUUGCCAGUUUGGAAUUAUGAGCUGCCGUAUCACAUGAGGAAAUCAGAUGCACUGUCAGUGCUGACUUUGGACAAAAAAUCUGUCUUUCUUUUCUGGGCUAAUGAGAAGCAAUCUCUCUUCAAAAGCUUGGAACCCAGGCCAAGGACUCACCAUCUUUAUCUUCUUCAUCCUACUUUCCCUUCAGUCCUUUUGGACCUGAGUAAUACGACAGACCCAGUAAUUGCUUCGUCUAUUGGAAUAAAUGAUCUUCAAAAAGAUGCCUUUUAUAUUAUGGUGACAAGAAGCCCCACUUCUGAACACCAGCCAGGGGUUCUGUCAGUUAGGAAGCUCCGCCUGAGGUGGGCCUUGAUGACACAGAGCCGGGAUGUACCUCUGAAAGACACAGAUCCCAAAAUCAAUCAUGGGGAACUGAGGCGGAUUCUUUCUAGGAUCAAAUUUAUUGAUUUUGCUCAGAAGUUCUAGCCAUAUAUCUCAGGUGUUCUGAGUGACAAAUAUGGAGCUCAAUGUCUACAAUCAAGCUGGUCAGUCAGACUUUAUGAAAACUCCGGUUAAUGAAGAAUGGGAACUAAGCCCAGAUGUUUUAGCACUGGGGAAGCCAAACUGUUCAUCCUUAAGUAUCCUGACUUGAAGAAAAGCUGCUUGUCCCUUUGUUUGCUAUUACAUGUCUGCAUACUUCUUUCCAGGUGGAUUGAAUGUAUUUAAACCGGGAUAUUGGGGUAUGGGUAUUGUUAUCUUAAUUUAUGAAAUAUAUUAAAAAGUUCCUAUUUAUGUUGUAGAAGUAUUUAAGCUCCUAUUUAUAUUGUAGAGGUAUUUCAGUGUACUCUGCCUUUCACCACUAUUCCUUUGACUGACACCCUUCACUCUGAGUUCCUUCAGUUUUUUAAACCUCCUUUUGUUUUAGGAUUACUCUUUUUUCCCAUUUAGUCAUUCCAAUCUUCCAUGUCUCAAUCCAUAAUCCUCAGUGAAUGAUAUUAUGUGUCCUAGUGCCGCUUGACUGCAUGCAUACAUAAAUGCAUGCAUUAAUUCAUUCAUUCAGAGCCAGAUGGCUUAGCUACUGAAAGUUAGUCUAGUGACCAUCAAAUCUUCCAAAUGAGUCUAGAAUCAAUCUAUUCAAUUUAUAGUGGAGUUUUAUAUAACCAAUGGAUAAAAUGUUUGGUUUAAUGCUCUUGUAUAUUGACCAUAUGAAUUCUGAUCAGACAUUCCCAAGGAAACAGCACUAUAGAUGCUUUUGAUGUUAGUAUUACACAAACUUUGAUAUUACCUCCUAAAAUAGAACUUGUCUAUCAUUAAACAAGGUGAUGGUUCUACUAUCUUCUCAUAAUGUGUGUUUUGCUUUAAAGCAUUAAAAAUACUACUUCUGAAAGAAGAUACAAUUGAAGUUUUUUCAUAAAAACAUGAGAGCUCUAAAGAGUAAGAUUAAACAUCUGUUUAUUCUAGCAUCCUUUUCUGGCUGAACAUAUACCUUUAGAAAAAUCGCUAGCCAUUUCCUGCUCCUAUUCCCCAGUACACAUUUUGGUGACUCCAUUGCUUACAUUCCUCCUUUAUGAGAAAUGUCAAUUUAUUCCUGGAUCAGGUACGGAUCAGGACUACUGCCUUGGCAAUGUAAGAGGAAUUGCCAUACUGGAUUGAAUUCAAGAUCUGUAUAUAAUCCCUUUCAAAUGUGUUUAUCAGCUUUUAUCCUCCCAGUAAUUCUGAAGCAGUGCCUCACUCUACUGCUCUAUUUUUAUUUGUAUAUGUUGGAAAGGAGCUUUGCUAAAUGUUAGCACAAUUUAUAGCACUUGUCUUCCUCACUGCCACCUCCUGGGCUUCUUCUGGUUUUUCAGAUAACUUAAAUAUAUAAGAUAGUCUUCCCUAAUUUGGUGUCUUUCAGCUUUAUUGGACUGCAACUCCCUUAACAGUUUAAGGCCCUGCUAUGUAGCAGUAACAAUCUUAACACAAUCAUAAUAUGUAUGUCAUAAAUGUUUUGAGUGUAUUUCCCAUAGAUGCUUCACACGGCAGUUUGAUAUAUCUGAAAGGCACCCAGUUGGAGAAAGCAGUACCCACAUUGCUUCCAGAGUUUCUUGAACAAGGAAAAAAAUCUGUGUUGCUCAUCCUGUUGGCAAAUUUUGAAAACUACUUGAAAUGAUGACAUGCAACCUGAGUUUCUCCCUUCAGUUCAGAUUUGAUUUAUGCCAUUUGGUGCUUUUGAACUUUCUGCAAUUGUUUUUUUCUCUCUCCCUGUAUUCCCUAUGCACUUUAAAGAAAAGGCUUGUCUGUAUGUUGUUCUAAAUCUUACUGGAAGAAAUAAAUAUGUACAGCAUA
Messenger RNA from Pseudonaja textilis, 3739 nucleotides. Lineage: Eukaryota; Metazoa; Chordata; Lepidosauria; Squamata; Elapidae. The record is from RefSeq and is a predicted model, not a curated record.